UCUUUAAUUUUUCAUUUUCAGAUUUGGAAACUGAAGCUUUCUUCUUCCCACAGCAAAAAAGCCGAGUAUCAAAACAGAGUUUUUAUCAAAAAGAAUAGGUGUAAAAUACAGAGAUGAAAAAGAAAAUACAACCCAUCCCCAAAAAAAAGAAUCAUGUUUAGCUACACACAAAUUUAUUCUUAGACUUUCAAUCUUUCUACAUCUUGUUUCCCAUGGCCUACAAGACCCAAAUCACCACAAUCUUCUUCUCCAUCACAACCCAUUUUUUCCUUCUAUUGAUUAUCAAUUCAGCAUCUUCCCAACAAAUCCUGAGUACUGAAUCAACAUCAAACGCAGCAACUACAGAAGACUGCAGCAACCGCUGGAUCCAUAUCAGGAACCUCCCAUCUAGAUUCAAUCUUGAUCUACUUACUAACUGUUCUGAAUACCCACUUUUUGGUGACUUUUGUCCUUACUUAGCAAACCAUGGCUUAGGACAAAAAACCCAUAGCAAAUCUCGUAGUUGGUACCGUACUGACCCUUUGUUACUUGAACUAAUUUUCCAUAGAAGAAUACUGGAAUACCCUUGUCUUACAAAUGACCCUAAUGUUGCGAAUGCCAUCUUUCUUCCUUACUAUGCUGCCAUUGAUUCGUUAAGGUAUUUGUACGGUCCUGAUGUAAAUUCCAGCUUCCAACAUGGGAUGGAAUUGUUUGAGUUUUUGCAAUCUGAUGAACCUGGAAUAUGGAAACGGCAUAUGGGCCAUGAUCAUUUUUUGGUUAUGGCUAGACCUGCUUGGGAUUUCUCACAGCCUUUGGAUAAUGAUCCUCCUAUAUGGGGUACUUCAUUUCUUGAAUUGCCUCAGUUUUACAAUGUCACUGCUUUGGUUCCCGAGGGCAGAGCUUGGCCUUGGCAGGAGCAUGCUGUGCCUUAUCCUACGUCGUUUCAUCCUCCGAAUAUGGCAUGCUUUGAGGCUUGGAUUCAACGGGUGAAGAGGUCCAGAAGGACUUCUUUAAUGUUGUUUGCUGGUGGCGGAGGAAUUGCUGCCACCCCAAAUAUCAGGAGGAGUAUAAGGACUGAGUGUGAGAACAGCAACACUAGCAUCAACAGCAGCAGCAGCAGCAGCAGCAGCAGCAACUUUAACGUUCUUGAAAGGAAUGGAAUAUACUCGAAGAUAUGUCAUAUCGUGGAUUGUUCGAAUGGGAUAUGUGAGCAUGAUCCUAUAAGGUACAUGAGGCCUAUGCUACAAUCAACCUUUUGUUUGCAGCCUCCAGGGGAUACUCCAACUAGAAGGUCAACUUUUGAUGCAAUAACUGCAGGUUGUAUACCAGUUUUCUUUGAAGAAUUGUCAGCAAAAAUGCAGUAUGGGUGGCAUUUGCCAGAGGAGAAUUAUGCAGAGAUCUCGGUGUUUAUACCAAAGGAAGAUGUGGUUUUUAAAGGGCUAAAGAUUUUGGAUGUGUUAAUGGGGAUACCAAGGAGUGAGGUAAGGAGGAUGAGGGAAUCUAUUUUGGAGUUGAUCCCUAGAGUUACGUAUAGAAGGCAUGGUAGUUCACUGGGAUUGAGGACCAAGAAGGAUGCAUUUGAUACUGCAAUAGAUGGAACUCUACAAUCUAUCAAAGAUAAGCUUGCUAACAUGUAAAAGGGAUUACUAUUGCAGUGCUCAUUCUGGUGAGACAGGACUGAAAAUAUAUAAGUUAAAAGGCUUGAUGGAAAAGAAUAAAAAGUUUAUUAGCAGUGCCACAACUACAAUAUAACAAAUUUCGAACAAAAAGAAUGGAGCUGACAGGAUUAUGCAAGUACAAACUCCCACUAUCUACGUGCUUCUGGAUCUGGAAGUAGGAAUUGGAG
Durio zibethinus is the source of this 1825-nucleotide messenger RNA. Lineage: Eukaryota; Viridiplantae; Streptophyta; Magnoliopsida; Malvales; Malvaceae. The record is from RefSeq and is a predicted model, not a curated record.